Phalacrocorax carbo (great cormorant) is the source of this 3954-nucleotide messenger RNA. Lineage: Eukaryota; Metazoa; Chordata; Aves; Suliformes; Phalacrocoracidae. The record is from RefSeq and is a predicted model, not a curated record.
GUAAAUAGCCAUGUAAUCCUCUGAGUCAUAAUAUAUAAAAUAAGAGUGAGAAUUUUAUAAAAGCAGGUAUCGUUUGGCGUAUUAAGUAUAAAAUGGUGAGUUGAGUGCUUUUCUUCAAAGGUACUUGCUUCUCAUUGUGCCUUUCUAGUUUUGGAUGUGCUUGGUGCUGGGCUAUGGCAGCAGCUGUGAUGUCUGUGUUAACGCUGGAUAUCUUCUCCCUGUUUGCAGAAGCAGUGUAACGAAAGCAGGACUGUGGUUUGACACAAUCACUGCGCUUCUGCUCUCGCCAGAGAAUGACAUCCUGUUUGAUUUAAAUGGUGUCAGCAGUUUGUCUGGCUGAAUUUCAUCUUAAAUGAGUAUUUCUUAUGGCUAUUAAAGGUAGGCUGUCUUGGGCUACAGCUGCAUGUCAUCUGUAUCUGCUGCCUGGACAUGAGUAGCCACGUUAGCAAGGCUGUCCCUGCGUGCGGUAUGUUGUUGUGUGACACGGGGACAAUAGCUGGCUCGAGGCUGUCCAUCCCAGGGUAUGGAUGGGAGUGAGUUUCUGCCCAACCCCACCAGUGCAUCACUGUAUUUCAUUCAGGAAGAAAUUAAAGCAUCGUUGACAGGCUGUAUGUCAUGAAGGGCAUACAUCGCCACCCUGGUUGUGAUGUGGUUUGCUAGCCCUUAUAUCAGGUUGUACCUGAACAGAGCUAUUUUUGCCUGUGAAGUUGUCUAGAAAUUCAGACCUUGCAGGCUAAUGAGGAAACCGGCGGGUAGUUGUGAUCACACUCAGGCGUUUUAGGAUGGCCUCCCGGUACCAUCCCCUUGUGUUGUGCAUCUUGCCCCAGCACUGGCUUUGCCAGGGAAGUCUGUGCGUGCCUAGUGAUUCUGGGUCCUUAUGCAAAGGUCAGUGAGACUUCUCGAUGCCACAUACGUAUUGAGGGCUCAGUUUGUUUCAGCUAAUUGCUCUUGUAAAUUAUUCACUCUGGUGUUACAUGGCAGUGCUGUGAUCAAAGAUUAGUUCAGGCCCUUGUACAGACAGGUGGUGUCAUCAGUUUCUUUCCCUGAUAAAGUCUUGAUUCAUCUGUAGCUGGACUGUGAUGCGGACCAAAAUAACAUAGUAUUUGUCCACCCUUUUAAAUAACUCUGGUGGACAUCUGUCUGUCUUUGAAAUAUUCUGAAUUUAUAAUUCCAGUUAAUUUUAUUAAGACUGCACAUCUCUUCUAUCAUGAUUACCAAUGAAGUUUCUGUCUGGCUGCAUCAUGUCACUUUCAGGGAAAUGUUUUCCUUGAAUAUCAGAAACAUGUACCAGUCUCUCCUAUGGUUUUAAUGCAUCUCCCUGUUAUACUGGUGGUGUACUUGACCAGAGUAACACCUUUAAGUGCUGGAAUUUAAAAGGUCUGCACUGUUGAUAAAAGUUAAUGAGCUAUAUUUGAAUGACAACUCCAAAUAAAGAAAACCUAAAAGAAUUUACCUCUUGAUUCUUGAGCAGUUGAAAAAAAAAGUAAUUACAGAGGUUGGCAAAAGAGCUGGCAUUCCAGGUUUAUCUGCUGUUGGGGGUGUGCUUUAAUGUACUUUCUUAAGGCAUGCUCUGUUUCUAAUCUGUAAAAACAGGAUCCUGGUAUGACUAGUUCUGUAUCUUAGUAUUCCUUAUUCUUCUGUUGUCUGACCUCAUGAUUUUUGUAUACUGAUUUUGUUUUUUCUACUCUUUAAUACAUCUGAGAUGCAGCUGAGGCUGUGCUCGUGCUGCUGGUCCCCAAGGGCCUGACGUGCUGGAUGCUGUUGUGCCCAGGCUGUGGGUUCAGGCAGGGCAGCAGAGCCCAGGGAGGUGGGAUGUGCUGCCUUUUUCUGUGGUGAAUGAGACUGACCUCGUUUGCUGGGAAUGAGAAGGGCAAGUAAUCUUUUUGGUUGGGAAUUCACUGUGAAGCUUCAGUUGUUCUGGAAUGUAGGGCUCUGGCUUGGCUAAAUCUUUGUGCUGCUUUUAGCUGGGUGACUGUGUGCUGAAGUUUGCUAGUAAAGAGGAUGGGAGCAGAAGUCUUGGUAACUGUGUGGUCUCUAAGAUGUAAAAAUAAACAAAGCUGAGAAUCUGUACCCUACUUAAAACAGACUGACCUAAAUUUUCAGCAAUUCUAGCAGAGAGGCUGGCUCUGGGUAGGGAUAAAGGCUUCCUGAUGACUGGCUUCCCUGUCCAUGCAUCCCUUGAAAUGGUUGACAGGCCACAUUUGGAAAAUCCCCACUGGUGUCUGAGGCCAUUGCUUCCCCCACCUUGAGUUGCACAAUGCAGGCUGUGGAUUUCCCUUGCUGGGCUCGUGUGGAGAGAGUCCCCUUGUUAUGCAAGUCAGCAGUUCAGCAUCUUCUGGGAAGUUACAGCAUGAACCACUUCUCAAAUUGCUUUUGUUGGAGCCGUGUUGAAAACAUGUUUGAUGUCCUCUGGCUUGUCCCUGAAGAAAUUUCUUUUGAGAGUGUGGAGAUAAUAAGAGGUGGAUUGUGUAUCCUUUCGGCAGCCCUCUGUUAAACUUGGAAUACCAUAGUUCAAGCAUUGGAACAGAUGGAUAAUGGAGACUGGGGAUAUAUGAUGACUGAUCCAGUCACGCUAAAUGUGGGUGGACACAUGUACACGACAUCCCUCACAACUCUAACGAGAUAUCCUGACUCAAUGCUUGGGGCCAUGUUCAGGGGAGACUUCCCCACUGCCAGGGACUCUCAGGGCAAUUACUUUAUUGACAGGGAUGGACCACUUUUCCGUUAUGUUCUUAACUUUUUAAGGACCUCAGAGCUCACUUUGCCACUGGACUUCAAGGAGUUUGACCUGCUUCGGAAGGAAGCGGACUUCUAUCAGAUCGAACCGCUAAUUCAGUGUCUUAAUGACCCCAAGCCGCUGUAUCCUGUGGAUACCUUUGAGGAGGUGGUGGAGCUGUCCAGCACCCGGAAGCUUUCCAAGUACUCCAAUCCGGUGGCUGUAAUCAUCACGCAGCUCACUAUCACGACGAAAGUCCAUUCGCUGCUGGAAGGCAUUUCAAAUCACUUCACAAAGUGGAAUAAGCAUAUGAUGGACACCAGGGACUGCCAGGUUUCCUUCACUUUUGGGCCAUGCGAUUACCACCAGGAAGUGUCACUCAGAGUCCAUCUGAUGGAGUACAUCACAAAGCAAGGCUUCACGAUCAGGAACACCAGAGUUCAUCAUAUGAGCGAGCGUGCCAAUGAAAACACAGUGGAGCAUAACUGGACUUUCUGUAGACUGGCACGGAAAACAGAUGACUGAUUCUGACUCCACAGGAGUCACUUCAGUGGAUAGCAACUUAACAGGACAGUAAACCUGAGAGAGUCUGGAUUUUGACUAAAGCAACAAUGUGGGCUUUUUUUAUAUGACUAUUUAUUGUUUAUCAGUAAGGACUGGAUGAGUUUCAUUCUUUAGCAGCUCUGUCCUUUUGUCCUGUUCAGAAAAAACAUGCAUGUGCCUGUUCAGUCAAGACACCUUUUUGUUUGAAAGAGGGAGUCCGAAGAAUUAGUACAAUAGGGUAUUUUGUGUCAUUAACACAAUUCUGACACAACUUAAAGUGCUAAAAUUACCUCUGUUUAAAUGGUUUCUAAUCUGUCUAAUGCUACGAUACUGGGAGCAAGAAACAAAACAAUUUAAGAUGCAGUUGGGGAAAAGCUGCUAUCAUGUAGACUAAUUUAGUUUCUAAAUCAAUAAACAGUAUUGUAAUAUCCUAGGAAAACAAAUCCCACCCUUUAAAAGUACUUGAUAAGUACAGUUUCUUACAGUUAUGACAACUGUUUCUUUCUAUGCAUAUAAAUCAAGCAACCAAAUAUUAUCUGUAGCCAUGGAAAUACAAUUAGAAAUAUUUAUAUUGGAUUCUAAAUGCAAAAUGUCCCUGUGGUAGAAUUCAUAUUUUUAAUGCCUGGUGCAAUAUUAUUCCCAAAUGUAAUGCCUGCCAGCAAGAAGCUAAUAAAAAUGUGAAAUACAGAAUACUA